UGUUUUGCUCCUACGGCGUGUUCGGCGUGCUUUUCUUUCAACUUUUUCUGUGGAAAAUAAAAUAUUUUGCAAUGGGGAAGAAGAAAAUCAACGCAAGAAGGAAGCAGGAUAUACAGUAUGUUACGGAUAAUAGUGAAAUCAAGAAGAUAAAAAUUGAUCUUGGAGGAAACGUGGAACAUCUUAAGAAAUACGAUGAAAGCAAUGCUCUGGUUAUUCCAUCAAGGAAACGACAUACAAAAGCGCUGGUCAAAGAGAAGAAAGUCACAAGAAUUCUUUCGAAAAAGCAGAGGAAAAACUUGGAGAAAAUUGUUGAUAAGAAGCUGAAAAAGGAAAAUAGAUCAACGCUUUUGGAUAAUUUGCUGAGUGUUCAACUUCCUGCGGACAAAGUCAAUCAACUUGUGUCCAUAACAGCUGUCCAGACGAGUGGCAUUAGGAAAUUCUCUAGUGCUGGAGACAAAGUGUAUUCUGAGAAUGGACAAACGACUUCCAAGAAGCCUAACAGCAUUGCUGGAAGCAGAAAAAGGAAGGUUCUUGAGAGAAGUGCCGCUGAAGAAUCUGAAGACUCUUCUGAGGAAGAAUCUGAGCAUCCCAAAAUGCCCUGUCCUCAUCCAGAUGGAUUCUAUUCAUCUUCAGAGAGUGAAGCUGAAACUGAGGAGACUAGGAAGCCCGCAGAAAUAGAAACACUGCAUGUUUCUAAAGAUUUAAGCUUUACAGUGGAAGAUCUUAAGGAAAAUGGACAAAUCCCGGCAAAUGAAAUCCAUUCUACUGAGAACUCCUUCAAAGUGUCGGAUGUGGAAGCUCCAGCGAAGCCUAGGCCUCCUUCGAAGCCCGCCGUUUACGUUCACGUCGAGAGAAAGCCAGAAAUCCAGGCAGCUCGGCUGAAGCUUCCCAUCCUGGGUGAGGAGCAAAUCGUGAUGGAGGCAAUAAACGAGAAUGACGUUGUGAUUAUCGCUGGAGAGACUGGCAGUGGGAAGACCACUCAAGUUCCCCAGUUUCUCUACGAAGCCGGCUAUGCGGUAGACAAGCUGAUAGGAAUCACAGAGCCAAGGAGAGUGGCAGCGAUCUCCAUGUCCAAGAGAGUGGCUGAAGAGAUGAAUCUGAGUCAGGACGUUGUGUCGUAUCUGAUACGCUUCGAAGGAAACACCACGACUCAGACGAAGGUGAAGUUCAUGACGGAUGGCGUGCUGCUGAAGGAGAUGGAGAUGGACUUUGAGCUCAGCAAGUACUCAGUGAUAAUCCUGGAUGAGGCACACGAGAGAAGUGUAUAUACAGAUAUUCUCCUAGGAUUGCUGUCCAGAGUGGUUCCGCUGCGGAAGAAGAAGGGAAACCCACUCAAAUUAGUGAUCAUGUCAGCGACUUUGAGAGUGUCUGAUUUCACGGAAAAUGAGAGACUUUUUAAAACACCUCCUCCUGUUAUAAAGGUGGAAGCGAGACAGUUUCCGGUGACUGUGCACUUCAACAAGGUCACAGACAGCGACUAUGUGAAGGAAGCCUUUCGGAAAGCCGUGAAAAUUCACUCAAAACUGCCAGAUGGAGGAAUUCUGAUCUUCCUCACGGGACAGCAGGAAGUGAAUUAUUUGGUGAAAAAACUAAGAAUGAAAUUUCCUAAAGGAGAUAAGAAAACCGAACCAGAGAAAGACGAUUCACUAGCAGAUAAGGAGGAGACAGAAGAGGCGGGAAAGGCUGAUUCUGAUGAGGAAUUCGACAUGGAGAGAGCAAUUAGACGGAUGAAGAAGGCCAGGAAGAAGUUUGCCAAGGAACUUUCUCUACCCAAAAUCAAUUUGGAUACUUACAAACUUCCUGGCGACGACACUGAAGCGGACUUGAUUGACACUGAGACUGUGGAUGAGAAUUUGUCGGAAGAUGAAGAGGAUCCUUAUGAUGAGGAAGCUCUGGGAAUGGCCACAAGUCAGCCUCUCUGGACUCUACCUCUCUAUUCUCUGCUCUCAUCCGCCGCGCAGGAGCGGGUCUUUCAGCCUCCUCCCGAGGGAACCAGACUCUGUGUUGUGGCCACGAAUGUCGCUGAAACCUCCUUGACAAUUCCCAACAUUAAGUACGUCAUAGAUUGUGGGAGGCAGAAGGUUCGUCUGUAUGAUCCUGUGACCGGAGUGGAAGCUUACGUGGUGAAGUUCACCAGCAAAGCAUCGGCGAAUCAGCGAAGCGGAAGAGCAGGAAGAACGGGUCCUGGACACUGCUACAGGAUCUACUCUAGUGCUGUUUAUAACAAUGAGUUCCCUGAUUUCUCAGUGCCGGACAUCCUGAAGCGACCUGUAGAUGAUAUAGUGCUGCAAAUGAAGUGCAUGGGAAUCACUAAAGUUGUGAACUUCCCAUUCCCAACGUCUCCAGAGAGUGAACAGCUGCAAAUGGCGGAGACACGCUUGAAAAUCCUGGGUGCUCUCGAGGAAUCCUCAAAGGGAUUGAAAGUCACCGAAUUGGGUAAUACAAUCUCCCUCUUUUCCAUUGCUCCACGCUUCGGGAAGAUGCUGGCGCUGAGCAACCAACACAAUCUCAUGUCAUACACGAUCUGCAUAGUCUCCGCGUUGAGUGUGCAGCAGGUUCUCCUCGAGAACACACCAGCCACGAGAGAUGCCAACAAUGCUGAGGAUGCAGGAAAAUGGGCGAAGAGACGCAAAGCCUGGGCCGGUUCUGGGCAUUUUCUUAGUCUCGGAGAUCCUAUGGUGCUCCUGCGAGCCGUUGGAGGAGCCGAAUAUGCGGGAUCUGAGAACAAACUGCCUGACUUCUGUCGCAAGAAUGGUCUAAGGCUGAAAGCAGUAACAGAGAUUCGGAAAUUAAGAGUUCAGCUGACGAAUCAGCUCAAUCUCAAUAUCCCAAACGUGGAUGUUUGUGUGGAUCCGAAGCUGGGGCCUCCAACAGAUGAUCAAGCAAAACUCCUGCGGCAGAUCCUUCUGGCAGGAAUGGGAGAUCGUGUGGCUCGUCGAGUGCCUAUGGAAGACAUCUCUAAUCCUCGAGAGAGAAUCAGGUUGAAGAGAGCUUACAAUACUCCAGAAAUGAUCGAUCCUGUCUUCCUGAACUCCUCAUCUGUCCUGGCUUCGGAGCUCCCUGAGUGGGUGAUCUAUCAGGAGGUCUACGAAGUCCUUCAGCCUGAGCCCAAGAUGUUCAUUAGAGGCAUUACGGAAAUCGAACCACAGUGGCUGCCAAUAUAUGUUCCCACAAUGUGCAAUUUCCAGGAGAUUGCAGAUGAGAAGCCGAAGUACAACAGAAAAACAGGAACUGUCCGGAGGAAGAUGAGGGUGACAUUUGGACGGGCAGCGUGGCCACUUCCGGACGCAGACGUGGACAUGCCAUUUGGAGUGGAGGCUUGCAAACACUUCGGAAUGAUCCUGUUGUCCGGAGAGGUUUUUCCCACUCUAGCUAAAUACACCCCUCAACUCUUGUCCACGCCAGCUUCAAUGAUCAGGAGUUAUAGCAACAUUAUCCCUAGAGUAACGGCAUUUAUCAAAGCUCUGGUGAACCGACAAAUAACUUCGAAGCCCAAAUUGAUGGAAAUUUGGCAAAAGGAUCCAAAAUAUCUUCUCAGUGAGUAUCAGCAGUGGCUCCCGAGUAAAGCUUCCAUGGAAGUAUCGAGCAAGUGGCCGCCGACAGAUGAGUAGUAUUUAAUUAUGGCAAUAAGAACUUUUUAUUAAGUGGUAUAAAACAGAUCAAGGAUUAUAAAACAGAAUGACCAUCAAAAACCCCAAAAGAA
Molecule: messenger RNA, 3703 nt
Organism: Phlebotomus argentipes
Lineage: Eukaryota; Metazoa; Arthropoda; Insecta; Diptera; Psychodidae
Gene: kz
Product: probable ATP-dependent RNA helicase kurz
Exons: 5
Coding region: 72-3611 (1179 amino acids)
Biological process (GO): maturation of SSU-rRNA from tricistronic rRNA transcript (SSU-rRNA, 5.8S rRNA, LSU-rRNA)
Cellular component (GO): nucleolus; intracellular anatomical structure
Molecular function (GO): RNA binding; ATP binding
Source: RefSeq, a predicted model, not a curated record